AUGUCAAAUGAGCCGCAAUUCUUAUCGGACCUGAAGCUCCGGAAUGUAAGGUGCAGAAAGCAUCAGAAGCAGGGUGGUCGUUCGAUACGUACGUCCUUGGAACAUUGGCGCCGCAGGGGAAGCGGCGGUCAAGCCACAGUAACAGGACUGCCCGCCCAUGUUCCCUGCUGGCAGCCACACUCGGAGGGCCGAGGAAUGGAUGUGCGCCGCGAGCCAGUCGAUCUAUUCGCAUCUCGGUAUCUUCGUCCUGGUGACGAGAAAACCCGCAGUGAAACACAGCGUGUGAUUUCAAUCAUGAUGGCCUUGAAAUUGGCAUAUGCAGUACGGAGUAAACCCAGCUCGACAUGGCCCUUGGGAUCCACUUGUACCAUUGGCUUGAAGAGAGGCUCGCGAGGCUUCCGACGGGAUGAAAUGCCCGUGUCCAAGUCCAUCCUCAGAGAGAACUGGAGAGUCAUAAGUCCAGCAUUGCCAGUCAUGUGCACGCCCAUUGGACCACUGAAAAGUGAAAAUAGUAUUCGUAAUGCCCUCCGUUAUACUUGCUACGACAUUGGGUACCUUCCGGUACUUGGAAGAAGGACUGGACAGAUGCGAAGCAAGCCGAGCGGUCCCGCAGCUAGCGCGCCCAGCAGGUUCCGGCGGUUCCAGUCCGGGAUGUCAGUGCCACUACCUAUGCCAGUCAUUAUCCCCGCCAUGCCACGCCAGGCUAGGCCCUGUCCUGACCUCAAUCCGUUCCCUGCCCUGAAGCCUCCCGGCCCAACUUUACGUUAUAACCCCCAGCGCGCCAGCUCUUCUUUUGUGAUCGUACCUUGA
Molecule: messenger RNA, 810 nt
Organism: Emericellopsis atlantica
Lineage: Eukaryota; Fungi; Ascomycota; Sordariomycetes; Hypocreales; Bionectriaceae
Exons: 1
Coding region: 1-810 (269 amino acids)
Source: RefSeq, a predicted model, not a curated record